Molecule: messenger RNA, 560 nt
Organism: Pogonomyrmex barbatus (red harvester ant)
Lineage: Eukaryota; Metazoa; Arthropoda; Insecta; Hymenoptera; Formicidae
Source: RefSeq, a predicted model, not a curated record
GGAGCCUCGCGCGGUGCGCUUGAUGAGCAGACGUUACAACCUGACGGCUACGGGCUUCAAGUUUCUGGAAAUUGGAAUUAAUGUUGGUCCACCGAGCUACGUAGAGAUCGCCCUAGGAGAUCAUCGAGGACAAGAGCUGAUAUUGUCUCUCGAAACAUGGAAAGGACUCCAUGAGCAGCAAUGGAAUAUCUACAAAUUGCUACGAAACAAUUACAAAGACAAUUUUAUAAGCGUCGGACCGUUAACAGUCCGAGUUUGUAUGAUGAACAACGUUACACUCGUACGUCUUGAAUCUUCAAACGUACGCAUUAUGAUGAUCGAAUCGAUGCUACGCCGUAUGUUUAAUCUCGCUGAAUGUAUUGAUAUAACGUUCACUCAACUAGACAGACUCGUUGAAACGAUCGAUGAAAAGUAUACGCGAUUCUCCAACAUUGCGUCUAUUAUAACAAAUCCCGAGGAGAUACCAUACGCGAUAGCGAUAUCUUCGAUAGGCAUCAACUCGUCGAUUGCGAAUUGUUAGUUUUAGUUUUUAGUAUGUAUGAAAAAAAGACGAUAUAACA